Molecule: messenger RNA, 395 nt
Organism: Zeugodacus cucurbitae (melon fly)
Lineage: Eukaryota; Metazoa; Arthropoda; Insecta; Diptera; Tephritidae
Exons: 3
Coding region: 36-395 (119 amino acids)
Source: RefSeq, a predicted model, not a curated record
UUGAAUGUAAUUAAUUAUUUUACCUUAUUUCAGAAAUGAUAGCUAUACUAAAAGAAAUUUUGGAUAAUCAAAAGGAAUUUUCGGCAAAGGUACAAAGUUUAGAACAAAAUCAAAAAGUUUUAUUUCAAAAAAUUGUCUCCUUGUAUGAAGGCCAAGAAACGAUCGCAUUUAACCAAGGAUUAAUGAGCCGUCAGCUGGAAGGUAUUGAAAACAAAUCUUUAGAUAAAUCGGGAACUCUGGCACAAAGCUCACUGCCAAGAGAAUGUAAGAUUUCAAUCAAUAACAUAGAGCAGUCGGUGAGUCUCAUGACGGGAGAAUCGAAAGACAGUGCACUCGAUGAGGUUGCAAGCCUUCUCCCUAUACAAUCGCUUGAGGCAAUACUUGAGGUGGAGUAA